Glycine soja is the source of this 1979-nucleotide messenger RNA. Its product is annotated as proline dehydrogenase 2, mitochondrial-like. Lineage: Eukaryota; Viridiplantae; Streptophyta; Magnoliopsida; Fabales; Fabaceae. The transcript has 4 exons. The record is from RefSeq and is a predicted model, not a curated record. The coding region runs from base 260 to 1756 and encodes 498 amino acids. Gene Ontology annotation, cellular component: mitochondrion. Gene Ontology annotation, molecular function: proline dehydrogenase activity; FAD binding.
CACUCUAAUCUUAUCACGCACACCCUUACACGAUGCAACUUACCCAACUUAAACGUUCUAGUGUUGUACUUUCCUUACUUAACCCGACCCAUUUCCUCACCUUCGCGCUAUAAAUCAUAUCACAUCUUCCACCAUUUAGAACAACAUAACAUAAGAAAAACACACACACAAACACCCUUUGAGUUCAUUAACCUCUUCAGAAAAAACAACAACAACAACAAAAAAAAACAUCAUCAUCAAAAAAACUUCCGAGAGUUUAAUGGCAACACGCGUGAUCCCUCCAAGAAUCCUCAAGAAGCUCCGUUACAACACAACAACCAAGCCACUCAACGCUGCCCACCCCUCAAUCUCUCCAGUCAUCGCCCCACCGUCACUCUUCGAGAGGUCGCCGUCCCCUGUCGCGGAUGCUGUUUCAACAACAUCCACGACUAUGGAGACGGCGAAUCUCAACCUCGACGACGCGGAGCGGCUUUUCGCGUCAGUAUCGACGGAAAAGCUGCUCCGGUCGUCCGCGGUUUUGCAUGCGACGGCGGUGGGGCCCAUGGUAGACCUGGGAAUGUGGUUGAUGAAGUCUCCGGUGUUCCAGACCGGGCUGCCGAAGGAUCUCAUCAUGGCCGCCACGAAGGAGACGUUCUUCUCGCACUUCUGCGCCGGCGAGGACGCCGCCGCCGCCGGACGGAGCAUCAGCGCGCUCAAGGAGGCCGGCUUACGUGGCAUGCUGGUGUACGGUGUGGAAGACGCGCAUGAAAACGAUGGGUGUGAUAGAAACCUCAAAGGGUUCCUUCACACUGUGGAUGUUAGCAAAUCGCUUCCACCAUCCUCUGUGAGUUUUGUCAUUGUGAAAAUCACUGCAAUAUGCCCCAUGACAUUGCUUGAAAGAAUGAGUGAUCUUCUAAGAUGGCAACAGAAAGAUCCUUCAUUUGUUUUGCCAUGGAAGCAAGAUUCGCUUCCAAUUUUUGCAGAAUCUAGCCCUUUGUAUCACACGCAGAAAAGACCAGAGCCUCUAACCCCAGAAGAAGAGAGUGAUCUUCAACUUGCCAACCAGAGACUCCUUGAACUUUGCCAAAGAUGUGAGGAAGCCAAUAUGCCUUUGUUGGUUGAUGCAGAACACACCACAGUUCAACCGGCUAUCGAUUACUUCACAUACUCUUCUUCCAUAAGGCACAAUAAGGAUGACAACCCCAUUGUGUUUGGAACCAUUCAGACUUAUUUGAAAGAUGCCAAGGAGAGGUUGUUGCUCACAACAAAGGCAGCAGAAAAAAUGGGAGUUCCAUUGGGGUUCAAAUUGGUUAGAGGUGCCUACAUGUCCACAGAGAGUAAAUUGGCUGAGUCAUUUGGGUAUGCAUCCCCAAUUCACAAUACCAUUCAAGAAACACACAAUUGCUUCAAUGGCUGCUCAUCAUUUCUUCUUGAGAAGAUUGCUAAUGGACCCGGUUCAAUUUCAGUUGUUCUUGCAACUCACAAUAUUGAAUCAGGGAAAUUGGCUGCAGCAAAAGCAUAUGAAUUGGGGGUUGGAAAGGUAAACCACAAGCUAGAAUUUGCACAACUGUAUGGAAUGUCAGAGGCACUUUCCUUUGGUUUGAGCAAUGCAGGGUUUCAAGUUAGCAAGUAUAUGCCAUUUGGGCCGGUAGAUAUGGUUAUGCCUUACCUUCUGAGAAGGGCUGAAGAAAAUAGAGGGCUUUUGGCUGCAUCAGGUUUUGAUAGGCAAUUGAUGAGAAAGGAGUUGGGAAGAAGAUUAAAAGCUGCAAUGUUCUAAAUUUGUCAGAAAUCAGGAUUCAUUGACUUUUUGUACAAAUUAGAGAGUUUUGUAAUGUGAAGAAAUUGUGCAUUCAAUCAAAUGAAAUUCUGCUUUGUUAUGUAGGUUUUGUUGGAAAUGCAACGGAUCUUUUGUGUUGAGCAAUAAACUUAUGCUUAAAUUGGGAAAGUGUAAAACCAGGUUAGAAAAAUGAGUAAGAAAAACAAGAAUAGUUUUUAAGUCA